Leishmania mexicana MHOM/GT/2001/U1103 is the source of this 2643-nucleotide messenger RNA. RefSeq names its product N-acetylglucosaminyl transferase component,putative. The record is from RefSeq and is a predicted model, not a curated record. Gene Ontology annotation, biological process: GPI anchor biosynthetic process. The transcript has a single exon. Gene Ontology annotation, cellular component: membrane; endoplasmic reticulum. Lineage: Eukaryota; Euglenozoa; Kinetoplastea; Trypanosomatida; Trypanosomatidae. Bases 1 to 2643 code for a protein of 880 amino acids.
AUGCCGCUCUCCAGCACAACCGAAAUCUGCAUGCUGGUGUGGCCACUCUCGGCCGCCAUGCAGAUCCUGGGUCCGAAGGACUCUAUUGCGUGGGUGGUGGGGUGGAAUUACCGCAGCCUGUACAUCAUCGUGACCUGGUUUCUGCGCAACUGCACGUUACCGGAGGCGAAGGCGGAGUUGCAGCAAAUCCGGUGUGCCCUGCAGAACUACAAGGGGCACAUACCGGAGAUACCGUACAGUAGCCUGAACAUCCUCGGCUGCGUGUGGCCCAACAGCGCCCUCCCCAGCUGUAACUUGUGCUCCGUCGCGGAGGAGGAAGACAUCCGCGGCGCCCGCAAGGGCAGCUAUCUCUGGCUGGAGCUGCUUGAGGGGCCAGUGCUGGCGGAACUUUGGUGCUGUGGCGCGCGCGUGCAGCCCUGUCAGCUGCAUGUCGUGCGGUGCGAUCCGUCUAAGGCGCUUUCCAUUCGCCCCACCAUCUUUUCGGCCACAGCACUCUACGGGGUGUCAGGCGUGCGACAGCUGCAGAGCGGCGUCGCGCCGGUGUGUGCACCAGGAGCGAAUUCGAAUCUGGAGGGUGUUCUUCUCCCGCAGGUCAUGCGCAAAGAGGCAGAGCCGCGCGUACUCAAGCGACACCAGCAGCGCCGACGCCGCACCAGCGUCGUGAACGACUCCAUCACACUGGCCGCCGAAGACAGCUGCUUCUCCGACCGCGACACGGGCGAGCAGUCGAGUGUGCGGGCAGACAAGCGUUGGGGGACGGCCUUCAGUGACAACCUGAGUUUCACCGUUCAGGCCAACAGCUUCGGACAGGAAACGUCCUUCACCACCGAGCGGCAUCGGAACAACUUCGUGCGCGACCGCCUAAUAUUAGCCCAGGAGGAGAGCCUGUCGCUCUCGGAGGGCGACGGCAGCGCGACGGCAGCGCCGAUCGGCGUGACGACGCUCAGUGACUCGGAAAUGGACCAACUAGACAGCAAUGAUCGGAGGUGGAGGGGGCAGUCGGCAUUGCAGUUCGAGAAGCUCCUCGCGCAGAGUACACCGGCCCCAUCGCAGAGCAUUGCCCCGCCGCCGCCGGCGGGUAUGCCGCCUCGCCUCGACUUUACCUCGACCACGGACAGGGCAGAGAUGAGCGUCCUUUUGGCGACGAUGCACGCUGGCCGACAUGUGCGCCGCGUCAUGCAGAAGGAGCAGUUGUUCAACUACGUGAAGGAGGACACCGUCGAGCCGCUGACGGGGGUGCUCAAGUACGCUGUCGACUUCAUCUCCACCUACGUGGUGGGUCUCUUGAAGCUCCUGCGUUUCAGCAAGACAGCAGAGGUGCUGCUCUACCGGACCUCCGAGUUCGCACACUUUUUGUGCGCCGUCAGUUUCUCCAACGACUCCUGCGGCCUCCAUCCGGUGCUGCCGCACCAAGUCUCGUCCUCCGUCAAUCACCGCUAUGUCUGUAUCUUUGGCUACGUCUCGCGCUGCGCAGUGGACCUGGUUCUCGGAGUGCUCGUCUACUUGUGCCUGUCAGCCUGUGGCCCUUCCCUCUAUGCUGCCUCGCAGUACAUGGCGCGCCACUGGCUGUAUGAAGUGCACGCGUCCUACAUGGACUGGUUCGACGGCUACCCGGCUGGGCUAAAGGUAAACGAGGACCUGAACAUGGCCCUCUGCUUCUUCGCCAAGUGCGUGCUGGAAGUGUGGGAUGCGCUGCUGAGAUGGUCUCCUGCCACGCUGCCAAGCCUCGUCUCCUUCCAAGACGCCUCGGUGGCGGUGGAGGGGAACGUGUACAGCACAGUCGCCGGCGUCAGCACGGCGGGGACGUCGUCAACGUGGUUCUCCCCAGCAUCCGAGGAUCACCAGGCGGUGUACGAGUGGGUUAGCAUGGCAUUCCACCUGCGCAUCUUCUGUCUUCUGGGCUGCAGCACCGCCGCUGCCCUCGUCUCUGACGUGACGGGGCUCGUCUCGCUGCACCUGCGCUUCCUUUACCACGCCAUUGCGCUGCCAUACUGCUUCGCCCGCGUUCUGCUGACAAACCUCUUUCGCCAGUUCUACGGCGUCAAGUACAACCCCCUGCGCAAGCGGUACGACAUUUACCAUUUUCAGGUGGAUCAGAUGCUGGCUGGAACAUUUCUCUUCGUCAUCAUCACCUUCCUUUUUCCAACGCUGACCGUGUACUACCUGUACUUUUCCUUUGUGCUGGCGACAAUUUGGUACAUGGAGACGUGCCUCGAGUCUAUUGCCUACCUCUCGUUGCAUGUGCCUAUCCACCCGAUCGUCUACUGGCUGUGUGCGCGGCAUCGUCUCAGUGGCGGGGUGGCGCUCUCGAAUCCUGUCAUCACCAGCGUGCGUCGAUUCCUCGGCUGUGGCAGCCGCCCAGGCCACGACGAGGAGGAGCUCGCCUCACACACGGUUGAGGUGACGGUGGAGGCGCUGCCGCUCCCACUAUCGGCUAUGCUGACUGAUUUCUUCGUUGUCUUGGACAUCAUUAUGACUCGCCUGUGGCCGGCAAAGGUAGUUUCGUUGGUGCUGCGCGGCAAGAUUGAGUACUUACCGAAAAUGACAGACAUUCUCGGGCCCCAUCUUCUGACCAACUGCGUGUCUCCACGGUGCACCCUCUGUACGCCGUCACCGGAGGACAUGACCAAGACCCACAAAUGA